CAUGGCAAACCGCCGCUAAAGGGGAGUUGGAAGCGGAUGUGGGAAUGAAAAGAAAACGAUUCGCCUCUAAGUUCAAACUUAGCCCUUUCAUCGACUCUAACCCAAAGCGGUUAAAAGCCAUCACCAAAGCCAACGAUAACAUCAACCCAGUAGACGAGUGGACUGAUUUGAAGAAUUGGGUUGAAGAUGAUGAGAGUGUUCCCCAAGCCAGUGUGAUAUUACAUGUCCAUGAAGUCCUUAAAGUGAGCAGGGCUUUUUUCCAAGUCCUACUAUCUCCGGAUCAUUGGUUGUCAAGCACGCACCGCCACGCAAUAACACAGUUGCUCAACAAAGACAUCGUUGCGCAUUCCGUGACUUUGAUAAGCCCCUACGUUGUGGUACCUAUAUCAUUUUUUUCUAGCAACGUCGUGAUAUGAUCUGUUAAAUCGCCUUACAUUUUAUAAUUUAUAAAAUAUAUGUAGCAUAAAAUUCUUAAGAAAGACAUUGCCAACAACACACAUUGGGGUGGAGAUAAAUUCCUGAAAAAGCAAGAGUGGGCAUCUUUUGAAAGGGUAUUGUAUGUCUAAGUCUUAUAAUUGUCUGUCUGGUAUUGUUUUACUAAUUUUGUGUCUGUGUACACACAACACCUACACUUUGAGAUUAAUUGUUAAUAUUGGCAUCUUUUGAUUCCUUUAAAUGCUGAGAAUAAGCAUUGGGUGUUGGCGGAAGUUCUGUUUCGAUAUAGAUUGGUUAGGGUUUACGACUCUAUGAAGACUUCUAGGACUCCAUAUUAUGCAAAUGAGUUGUGUGUGCGGAUGCCUUACCUAGUUCGUGCAAUGGGAUUGUGUCCGGAUGAUAAUGAUUUGCAACCAUGGAAAGCCGAAGCAGUGGAUGUUGUGCCUCAACAAAAUGCAGGGUAUUAAACUCAAUAAUUAUGUACAUUACAUGUAUUGUUUGUCUAAGUCGUAUAAUUGUUUGUCUGUUUUUUUGUCUGUCUACAGAUAAGGUGAAUGUGGGGUCAUGGUCCUAGCUUUUGCAGAACAGUUACUCUUAGGAAAUUCACUGGUUCCUGAUUGCGACUAUGGCAACGUGCACAACAAAAGACGCGACUAUGGUAUUCGUCUUUGGCGGUUGAGAAAAGAAGAAGCUUAGAGUGUUUUACAAUACUUGUCCCAUUAUAAGUUGUGGUUCAAACUUGGGGAAAUAUGUCGAAGAUUGUACAAUGUUAGAUGUUCAAUGUUGUACAAUGUUCAACAAUUGACUAGGGUAUUUUGAACGUGUAUGGCUGUGGACAUAUAAAAUUUAUUGGGCCGGUUGUGAUGAUUAUUGGACUUCUUUAAAAUAUACCAGAUUAUUCUCAAUCAUUUUGGGCUUCUUUUGAAUUGUAUUGAG
Cuscuta europaea is the source of this 1371-nucleotide messenger RNA. NCBI's taxonomy places the organism in Eukaryota, Viridiplantae, Streptophyta, Magnoliopsida, Solanales, Convolvulaceae. The record is from the annotation of a GenBank genome assembly.